Molecule: messenger RNA, 160 nt
Organism: Rotaria sordida
Lineage: Eukaryota; Metazoa; Rotifera; Eurotatoria; Philodinida; Philodinidae
Source: the annotation of a GenBank genome assembly
AUGAUUAAUCGUGUUAGUAAAACACGUUUUUAUGAACUACAAAUAAUAAUUGAUGGUCGAAAUAUUAAUAAAUCAACGUAUGAUUUUAAUCGUCAAAUAGUUGAAGGUAUUCGUGAUUAUUUAAUAAAUAUAUAUAAUUGGAGAAAAACGAUACAAGAAU